This is a messenger RNA of Colletotrichum abscissum, 222 nucleotides long. RefSeq lists its product as uncharacterized. The transcript has a single exon. Bases 1 to 222 code for a protein of 73 amino acids. Lineage: Eukaryota; Fungi; Ascomycota; Sordariomycetes; Glomerellales; Glomerellaceae. The record is from RefSeq and is a predicted model, not a curated record.
AUGCAAUAUCAGCUGCUAUCCACUUUGAAGCGGCGGCCGCUACAGGAGCAUCAGCGUCUCGCUGAUCGUCAAAAACCGGCGGACGACCAACUGGCUGGAGGACAGUCCAUGCUCCGGGGAAGCUCAUCCGGCGGCGCGAGGGAAUUACAGGAUAGCCGGCGCUACAUGCUGUAUCGAUGCACCAUCGACUCCAGUCCUGCUCUCUGCUUGUCACCUCAGUGA